GCUGCUGAACAACGAGGGCUCCUUGCUUGCCUACUCAGGCUAUGGGGACACCGAUGCCAGGGUCACUGCAGCUAUUGCCAGCAAUAUCUGGGUGGCCUACGACAAGAACGGGCACCAGGCCUUCAACGAGGACAACCUCAAGUUCAUCCUCAUGGACUGCAUGGAGGGACGAGUGGCCAUCACUAGGGUAGCCAACCUGCUGCUCUGCAUGUAUGCCAAGGAGACUGUUGGAUUUGGGAUGCUGAAGGCUAAGGCACAGGCACUGGUCCAGUACCUGGAGGAGCCUCUGACACAGGUCGCUGCAUCCUGA
This is a messenger RNA of Acanthisitta chloris (rifleman), 310 nucleotides long. RefSeq names its product late endosomal/lysosomal adaptor, MAPK and MTOR activator 2 (gene LAMTOR2). The annotation marks the transcript as partial. Gene Ontology annotation, biological process: cellular response to amino acid stimulus; positive regulation of TOR signaling. Gene Ontology annotation, molecular function: guanyl-nucleotide exchange factor activity; molecular adaptor activity. The record is from RefSeq and is a predicted model, not a curated record. Gene Ontology annotation, cellular component: Ragulator complex. Lineage: Eukaryota; Metazoa; Chordata; Aves; Passeriformes; Acanthisittidae. The transcript is spliced from 3 exons.